GGCCGGACAGACACCGCUCUGCCCGUCGAUGCCUAGCCCGCUGCAGGCUACAGUUCUAGCAGCAGUGCUCCUACCCCGCUGAAAAGGUCCGGCCUUCCAUACUGCCUCCUCUCUCUCUCUCUCGCUCGCUCGCUCUUUGUCAAACUUCGCCGGUCCCGAACCCGAAGCCCCGUUCCUCACUUCAACGCCGCACACCGGAGCGCGCGCCCGGCGUGGCUGGCGCUGCGUUGCUCCCCCGGUUCUCGCUAUAAAUAUAGUUUACACGCGUGUCUAGCCAGCCAGCCAGCCAUUGGAGGAGGCUCCGUUCCGCUCUGUUUAGCUCUAAACUUCGCCCCACACUGACCGACCGGCCGACCCCAGCUUGCUCGCCUCUCUUCUUCUUCUCUACUAGCUCGUUCUGUCUGCCCUGCCCGUGCUGACCCAGAUGGAGAAGGCGAGGAGGCCUCAGGUGCCGGCGUUCGGGGAGUGGAACUACUACUACCACUACGACGAGCCGGAGGCGGCGUGGUACGCCACGCCGGAGCCGCAGGCCUGCAGCGACGUGUGGUUCAAGUACUCGCCGCCCCCGCGCAAGCCCACGCCCACGCCCAAGAAGCAGCAGGCGAGGAGGAGGCGGCCGGCGGGCUGCGACAACGUGUCCGGGGAGCGUCAGCACGCGAGGCCGUCCUUGGACGCUGCUGCCGCGGCCAAAGGCGGCGCCUCCAGGCGGGUGGUGCGGCCGGUCGACGCGGACCUGUACCAGGUGCCACCGCCGGAGUUCACCCCCAACCGGCGGCCAACAAAGAGCAGGAGCCUGUGGAUGAUGGGCUGCCUGGGCUGCGUCGCCUGAAGCCCUCAACCUCUCCCGUGCUGACCAGACGGGAUGCUGCGUUAGCCCGGUUCAAAAAAAAAAAAGUCGGGAUGCUGCGUGUUUAUACCGGAGUAGUAAUAUUUAUAUCGGAAUUUUCACUCUCUCUUGUUGGGUUAGUUCUGUCUCUGCGAUGUUCGUGCUGCCCUCUUGGCUUGUGGCAAGAUAGUUAUUACUGCUACUCUUUUCGAGCUGGAGUAUCUACUCUCUUUUUUGUGUAAUGUAAUGUGGGUGCGGUUUCUGAAUGCAACAUCUCUUCGUUA
Molecule: messenger RNA, 1110 nt
Organism: Triticum aestivum (bread wheat)
Lineage: Eukaryota; Viridiplantae; Streptophyta; Magnoliopsida; Poales; Poaceae
Exons: 3
Coding region: 425-829 (134 amino acids)
Source: RefSeq, a predicted model, not a curated record